Messenger RNA from Acanthaster planci (crown-of-thorns starfish), 5311 nucleotides. Its product is annotated as sclerostin domain-containing protein 1-like. Gene Ontology annotation, molecular function: BMP binding. Gene Ontology annotation, biological process: negative regulation of BMP signaling pathway; negative regulation of Wnt signaling pathway. The record is from RefSeq and is a predicted model, not a curated record. Lineage: Eukaryota; Metazoa; Echinodermata; Asteroidea; Valvatida; Acanthasteridae.
ACAGUGUACAUGUACACGCACACGUGCGCAAGUACGGUAGUGCACAUAUAUACUGCACAUGUACAGUACUUGUACGUUGUACGUACAGUACGCCUACCGAGUACUGCCAUGAUAAUAGCAUGACAAGCCAAGUUCAGUUGAUGUUGUGGGCGUGCAGCUUCAUAUUAUGUUGUUUCUACUUCCAUAAUAUCUGUUCACAUCAUAUUUGUUCAUCAGUCAGGCAAAGAUUGCGCUAGACGUACCGCAGAUUGGCUACAUAAGUGACGUGGCUACAUAAGUGACGUGGAGAACAGUGUCGAGUCUAGUUAGUAGGAUUGUCCGCCCGGUGAGUGACUGACAUGCACUGACAAGCGAUGGUUUGCGAUAUUAUUUACCGGCCGUGAACGUGGUCUACCUUCGUCGCACAGCUUUACAAUUGGCGACCAGUCUUCGAUAUCAGCAACCCAAGACGUGGCACUGGCAUUCAAAACGUGGCAGCUCGUGUUUCUUUGGUACUUGUGUUGUAUUUUCCCAGGACUCUAGGUUGACAUCACUCAGCCACUUAUUAAGCGUGCACAGCUUCGCUCUACGAGUACAUCUGGGCUGUCAAAAAAUCAAGCAGAGCCAAGGAGUCGCCGGCCGUAGUCAGCGCAGGUUUUCUCCGGCAGGUACAAACAUGUGGAUUUCAGUGAGGAGAUUAUGGCUAGGAGCAGCGAUUUUGUGGAGUACGAUGCUGUGCAUUGCGAGCGGAGUGGUUGUGGACACCGAGGUCGAUUCAGAAACAGACUUUUUACCAGUUGUUCUGGCACAUGAGGAGGAGCAAAGCGACAGAGGAGGGAGUCUUCAUGAGUCAGGGGUGUUCGAAGGAGCCUUACACUACGUAGACGAGGAAACCGAGGCUUCGUACAGCCAAGAUGAUCUCUCGUGUACGGAGUUACGCUCAAAGAGAUACAUCUCGGAUGGAUUCUGCACGAGCACCCGGCCCAUCACUGAGAUGGUCUGCACAGGGGAGUGCGUACCCAGAAGCCUGUUGAACGAGGGCGCCGAUAUCGUGAAAGUGUGGGGCAGAACCAAGACCAAGGAAUGGCGCUGCGUCAACGAUGUGGUGAAGCUGCGGCGUGUGCACCUCGUGUGUAACAACGGCGAGACCAGGACUUACAGGAUUCGCACCGUCAAGAGUUGUAAAUGCAAGCGGUAUGACAAGCGGCACAAUGAUUCGGACCUGGAAAACACUAACGAGAACGCUAACGAGGAGAGGCCCAGCCGCGAAGACAGACGGCGGGACAGAAGGAAGCAGAAAAGACAGAACAGAGAAAGGAGCAACCGGCGCAAUGACAGAGAAAAAAGACUCGCCAGCUUCCCAGAAGAUAACUGAAUCUCGAUUGAGACUCUCUCAAACUGGGAGAUAAUUUGCUGUUCGAUAUAUAAAUAUAUAAAUAAGACCCUUUAAAAAUGUCGGCCAAGCCGAUGAUAUUACGCCCUGACUGUGGACCAUUGCCCCCUUCAAACGGACAGUUGACUGGUUCAUCAUGAUUGGAGUACUGUCUAUUGUACUCGACAGCCUUUAACACGCACUUUUCUCUGACUUUUACUCACCCAACAAUUUCGGUUUUUAUUGUCAUUUUUUGAUGCCGGGCAUUUUUAAAUAAUGUUCCAAGUCGUACACUGCAGCACACUAUUUAGGUAUUUUAACGACUAGUACUUCGAAGUACCGUUUGGACCGUUGUGUUUUAUGAACACCACCUUGGAAGAUCUAUACGCUUGGAGGAGCUGCUGACGCAUCCUGAUGGCCAUCACAAGUGCCAUGAGCAUGGAGACCAUACCAGGAAGAUCUGCUUGCACAUGGGCUUCUUCUCAUUGGUAGCCCAAAACGUAACCCUCGAUUUGCUUUGAUUUCCCAGCCGUACGUCUGCUGUCCUCCCUGACACCAUUAUGGUCUUUCUAGUACUGAUUCCACCAUGUGCACUGUGGACCUACUGAUUCACAUGUAAAUAAUGCUGUAUUUUAUUCCCAGCAAACAGCAUAGUGUAUUCGUGUACAGUUAUUUUUAAAGGAAAGAGAAACCCUGGGUCUGACAGAGAACCCGGAGCCGGAUUAGUGACGUGUUUUUGUAAUGUAACACUGCCAUAGAGUUACUGACGAAUGAUGGUUGUAUAAUAAUUUGUAUAGAAAGAGAAUAAUUACCGAGACAACCGAGCCCCCUUUCAGUUCAGUUCACCUGCGCGUAAGUCGCCAAGUUCACGGCCAUAAGUCUUGAGUGACGUCGGUCUUACCUGCGCGUAACUUCAUCUUUCACCUGUACAGGAAUUUUGGCUCUUUAUACCCCAAUCUCCAGCUUUAUCCUGCAUGUAUUAUUAUUAUUGCUGUCGGUUAGCAACGUCGCUUGUAUAAACGCCAGCCUUCUUCGAUGACCAUUACUGAUUCAACAACCAUCUCUCCGCUGGAUUGGAUACCGGCAAAGCAGUUCGCUAACUGGUGUCACGUCAACCAAGAAUGUUCUCUGAUAGGACAGCUAGGAUUUUGCACUUAUCCAAGACUCCUUUUGGAUUUUUUAAAAUGUCGGUACCUUUUCAAUUAUCAACAGAACACCAAACGUGCUCCAAGUACCCUGGUGCCCGUUGUAUAUAAUUCUGAACUACUGCCAUUUGUAUAUUUUGUAUUUGUCAUUUGUUAUAACCAGUGAUAAGUCAGUCGCCAAGAAUGCUAACGAUCAGUAUUUAAACGAAAAAAAAUUAUAUUUCAAAUUCUAAUCGAUACUGUUUGUCCUUGGUUUUAAUUUUUUGCUCAGUUCACUAGCGGUCGGUACAUUCUGAAACGGGACUUUACAAGACGUUUUCUUGUGUGAUUUUUUGUAGUAUUAGAUGAAAAAAAAACUCUCAAAGUGGUUAUGGGCCUUGGCCUUUUUUCUCCAUCCCAAAGAUGAGUAGUUUGAACUUAACUUUUGAAAGAUUCACCCAAAGUCAGUUUCAGUCUGUUUUCAGACAGGAAUCUGUAUAUGGAAUCAUCGACAACUUGUUUCUUUAUUAAUCCACUGGACUGCCUCAAAGAAAAACAAAACCUUGGGAUACUUACUGGCACAUUUUUCCCCCAAAUGAGACACUUCCUCUCGGAGUUUGAGAAUAAACGCACAGGAAAAUUUCACGUACAGUACAUUAAGUUUAAAUAAAGCCGAAGUGGUAAAUAAACAGUCACAUACAUUUAAAUCAUAAUGCCAUUGAACUGAGUGAUUGCAAGAUACCGAAUGGUAAGGAAUUGCUUGAAACUCUACUCCAUUGGUUUUGAAACUAAAACAAGCAUGUAUUAUACUGUUAUAUAUAUAUUUUUUUUAUUUAUUUUGAAUGGCAGUGAAUGUGUUUUUGAAAUACAUGUAUUUCGAAAGACCAAAUUUAAAGCAUUGGUGAAAGUUGACUGGUCCGUACGCUUCCGGAAUUUCAGACUUUAUUUUAAGAUUUUUUUCAGAACAGUAUUUUCCAAUCCGAAUAUCAUUUUCAUAUCAUGUAAAAUUAGUGAAAUAAUUCCCGUUGUGAAUUAAGAAGUGUUGCGUUGUAAUGCUUUUUAACACAAACCUUCGUCAACAUGGAAAUCGACAAAGAAAUCGUGAUGAUUAAAAGAAACCCGCAGAAUCCUCUUCAAAAGUGGUGUGGACAUUUUCACACAGUUGUCUUCGAAUGUUUACAUGUUCCAAUCAACAUGAAAGCUCACAAUUGGCUGGGUGCUCUAUUUGCCCGGGUAUUGAUCAAAGCUUGGUUGCCUCCGCUGUGCACUUUGGAAACCUCAACACGGUGCAUGUACGGUUCCAUUCACAAUGCUUUGUGUUGAUUUGCGAGAGGUCAAAGGUUAUCUCGGGUGGAUCAAACUUUGAAAUUCCUCGUGUUAAAAUUUGACGGCGUUCUAUAAAAUGACUGGUCGUUUUCCUGUUUGCUGGCUAUAGCUGUGCAAACGGGAAUUUUCUGGGAACCAUCGGAGAUGGUGGAGUAAAAGAUGUACCUUUUUCGGUUGGUUGAGUUUUUCAACGUGUUUGUAGUUGUAUUGUUGUUAUGGUUUGGGUACAAUGUACAGUGACCGACCUUGGGUGUGUAAUCCGUUCACUAAGUGUACUUCGUGUUUACUUGCCCCAUGAAGGCUGCAGCAUUAGUACAGAGGAGGUCUGAUUCGCUCUCAAUUCAAAGGAACCCUGACGACAAUUAAACAGGAGCUUUUUGAGACACCUUUAUUCCAGAUGAUGAGUUUUAUUACUCUGAUACACUUUCCUGGGAGUAAUUGCGCAGUCGCAGUAGGACAAUAUUCAGAGUUUUACAACAGUGGAUUUAUUCUUGAAUGACAGUUCGAUAACCAUCGUUUAUAUUCUGACCACAGACUUCUAUUAGACUGGAGCUAUGAAAUUUGAAGUCCAAGAUUAAAUUUACAACAGGUACAAAUGUAGGAUCACGGUCAGAAAAAGCCUACCUUAUUUGUGUCUUUAUGGAAGCCCGAGGCAGAACUUAAUUCUUUUAAGAACAAGAUGAACUUGUUGCCAUUUUUGUCCAAAUAUUAUUGAUAUAGGUGUACCUUCAUGUAGAUCAAAUUUGGAAAACCAAACAGUAUUCAAUAAGACUAUGAAAUGUGCUACUUGUCUUUAAAUCUACCUUGUACCAGCAUAGGUCUUCGCUUCAGUUAACUUAUACGUGUGCUCACAUGCUCGCAUUUUUGUGCUUGCUGUGCACACUAGAAACCACUUUCGUAAACCUUAUUACUUUAUGCAUUGCAGAAUGUGAUUUUUACCUUGAGACCUCGUGAAAAAAAUAUGAUUUAGAUUUCAAUUUAAUGGAAAAUAAUCACAUUUCAUACUGUUUCUGUCUUUUUAGUUGAAACUGGCAUCAGGGAGAAAUGAUCUAGAAUUUGCGAUCGUAAAUAUCGUCAGGCCUUUAGGACAGACUCACCAAAAGAAAGGUAUUGUAAGUCGUUUUAGUACCCCCAGACUCUUUAGAAUUAAUCUCACAAUUGUACAAUGGCAUAUGUGAGAAAAAAAGAAAAAUGCAGUAACUUUGUGUAAUCGAACGUCCAGUUGUGGUUUGCCAAUCUGUGCGAUUACAGUUUAUUUGCUUUACUUAUGGUAACUGCAAAGUAUACAUUAUUUUCAUGUUUGAUACCAACUUCUUCCAAUAUUUAAUUUUGCAAUUUUUAUAUCAAUUGUAACCAUACGAUGAACAUUUUGUAUGCCUAGGGUAUCAUUGGUUCAACGUUUGAAUGAAGAACCCUUUUGUACUUAAUUUGUAGACCUAAGGAAAAAUUUAACUAAAUAUCGAAAAGUACUUAAAUUAUAUAAAAACGGUAACGUUUUUUCUUGAAAACA